AUGCAAAUAGCACGUUGGGGGCACACUGCAUCCGUGUUAUCUGAUGGAAAAGUGUUAGUAACUGGCGGAUCGAAUAACAGUGCAGAAUUAGUGUUAGUUAUCAGUAAUUCUAAUAAAGCUGAAUUAUAUGAUCCAACCACAGCAUCUCUAUUAAGCAAUGGAAACGUAUUAGUGACCGGUAGAGUUGGUAUUUAUGACGAAUCAAAAAGUGCAGAAGUGUACGAUUCAUUAACAAAUAAUUGGACAUCGAUUAAUAACAUGAUCUAUGCCCGAUAUUAUUACACAGCGACUGUUUUGUCUAAUGGAAACGUGUUAGUGGCGGGUGGUCUAUAUGGACUAAAUGAAAGUUUGAAUACUACUGAGCUAUAUGAUCCAUCAAUAGGAUUAUCAACAAAUACGAAUGAUAGUCGAAAAGUCGGUGGGUUUCCAUGGAUUCGUUGGCAUCAAACGUUUGAUGUCGGAUAUGUACCGAAUCAUGUUGUCCCGAAUGUUUUCAUGGCUGUUGCUUUGGACUUACGCGAUGAUCCGAAUAACGUUCAUCCACGGACGAAGCAUGAUGUUGCCUAUCGUUUAUCUCGCGCAGGUCUUGCUGUUGCUUAUAAUCGCUCAAUCGAAUUUCAAGGUCCUAUUGUGUCCAAUGCAAAUGUAUCGAGUGAUAGAGAACGAAUCUAUGUUACAUAUACAGCUGUUGCGGAUAUGGUUUUCCGAAAUUUAGACGGAUUUGAAAUCUGCUGUCAAGGCGUCACAUGUGAAACGAAUGACGAUGUGUGGAUACCAUCAUCGAUUUCCGAUAAAAGCGAUCUAACCCUCAUUAUCAGAAUCCGAAAUGCAUGUACAGGCAAACCCAUUUAUGGCAUUCGUUAUCUAUGGCAUGAAACGCCAUGUCCAUACAAACAAGCAGCUAUAUAUAGUGUCACAGAUCCGAAUCUACCUUCCCCACCUUAUAUGAAAAUUUUUUGA
This is a messenger RNA of Adineta ricciae, 960 nucleotides long. NCBI's taxonomy places the organism in Eukaryota, Metazoa, Rotifera, Eurotatoria, Adinetida, Adinetidae. The record is from the annotation of a GenBank genome assembly.